AUUGAUUAAAUGAUCUCUGUUAAAGUCAAAAAAUAAUCAAAAUUGACGUGUAUGACUUUUACUAACCCAAAUACAAGAAAGUGGUUUGUGGACAGUAUAUAUCACUAUCACAUUUCACAAACCACACCAAACCCAAUACACUUGCCAAAGAAAAAACAUAAAGAAAUCUCUCAAACACUACAAAACUAAUUCACAUAUUCAAUUCCUUCAUUUCUUUUUCUUUGCACCAGAAGACCAACUCGAAAGAUCAAGAAGCUAGAAGGGUUCAUCAAUGGAGGGUCUCCUUCCUCUUGUCUAUAAAGCAAUAAAGAGGAACAGAACUCGGCGGCAAUACGAGUGUCUUUCUUCAGGGGCUGCUUUUGCUUAUAACCCUGCGGACUUUUACAUCAGUGAUGCAGAAACAACAUAUACGAAACCAUCUUCAAUUAUUAUGGAGAAGAAUAAUGCAGGGACAGGGAGAUCAAAACUCCACAGGAGAUCAUAUAGUUCUGUUGAGGAUUUAUCGGUUACCGGAAGUAGUCGGAGAAGAACAGCCGGUGCUUCUCCUCCACGAAAACAGCUUGUAAGAUUCAGGAGUCAAAGAAUGUUUUCUUGUGUUACAGGCUGCUAAAAAAAUUAAUGUUUGUAAAACCCUUUUUCUUUCUUUCGUUCUUUUUGGGCUCUCUUAAUUAUGUUGUUCUUGUUUCUUGAUUUUCAUCUCUGUUAAGUUGUGUAUAAUUUGAGGUCAAAUUGGUAGCUGGGUUUUUAGGCUCUUUAAGGAUUUACCAAAAAUAAUAAUAAUUAUGAACUCAAGCACAAGUUUAACAUACCUUGCUUUCUUGAUGUUCAAUCUCAAACAUGCAAAUCAAAAGAAUGUUCCAUA
Messenger RNA from Ricinus communis (castor bean), 862 nucleotides. RefSeq lists its product as uncharacterized. The coding region runs from base 272 to 610 and encodes 112 amino acids. The record is from RefSeq and is a predicted model, not a curated record. The transcript has a single exon. NCBI's taxonomy places the organism in Eukaryota, Viridiplantae, Streptophyta, Magnoliopsida, Malpighiales, Euphorbiaceae.